Messenger RNA from Haemonchus placei, 672 nucleotides. The record is from the annotation of a GenBank genome assembly. NCBI's taxonomy places the organism in Eukaryota, Metazoa, Nematoda, Chromadorea, Rhabditida, Trichostrongylidae.
ACGAACGAGCCAGAGUUCCGUCCCCCUUUUCAUGCGAGGGUCAGCUGCGGGCUGCCUUAAACAAAUGGGAGUGUCGUGAUGUGGAUGAGUAGCAAGAAAAAAGUUCAGAAGAAAAAAGGCAAAGCCAAAGAUGUACCUGAUGAUUUCGACGACCUGGUGGAGAAUGCCAAUGAUGAUGGGUGUGGCUUAUCGCGAAAGUAUGCCACAGACAUCAUAAGGCUGAUCAAAUGUCAUUCGAAGCCAUUGAAUAAGAUUGCUGCAGAGUUUGUUGAGAUCUUCAAAGAGCGAUGUUCGCUUGUGGUUGGCAUGGCGUUGCUGGCGAUUUACGAUGAUUUAGCGCCUACAGAUGACAUUGCUAGCAAAAUCAUUACCGUUUAUUUGAUAUAUAGAGUCCGUGACAUUGAAGUAGGACUGAGGCGCAGAAAUCCUGGUGGGAUUGAAGAUAUAUUAGGCCAUCCAUUUAUGUCUUUUUUCCUUAACCUGGUAGAGUCGAAGGUCGUCGAUGACAUUUGUGUCACAUACCCGCUCCCAAUUGGCAUUGAGCGUUCUAUAGUUCUAAGGAUUUUGAAUGGAAAAACCUCUGAAUUCGCCAACAUGAGCGCCAUUGAUCUUCUUGCUGGUGGUUCCUUAAAUGAUUAUACUUCUACCUUCCUACUUUACGGCCUCUUUUGA